AAAAAAUUAAAAAAGGUUCAUAUGAUAAGAGUUAUGAAUUUGGAUUUUGAAUAGGUGAAUGAAUUAGUCAAAGUGAGAGUUAAUUCAAAGAACGAUUAUUAGUGUACAUAAUUUGAAUUUUAUAAUUAUUGAUGUGCGAGAAUUAUAAAAUUAAUGAAGCUCUUUAUCAUUUAAAUAAGGAGAGAUAAGAGAUGUAAAUAACGCUUGAUGUAAAAAGGAUAAAAGAUAUUGAGUUAAAAAAGUUAAUAGAAGAGAUUCAGAGAAGUCUAAUUAAAAAAUAAUUAAAAAGAGAAACAUAUAUAAUUUUAGCAAAGCAAUAUAAUUAAAUGAAAGAGAUACAAUUAAAAGAAUAUAAAAAAUUACAAUAAGAUAUAGUAUAUUUUAAGAAAGAAAGUAGAUAAAAAAAUGAAGAAAUAAAAUCUAUGAAUAAACGAUAAAAGUUUAUGGAUGUCAGAUAAUCAAUAUAGUGUUAGGAUGAGGAAAAAAGUAAUUAGAAAAAGAAAUAAAAGACAGAGAAUUAGAAAUGAAAAAAUAAA
Messenger RNA from Paramecium sonneborni, 536 nucleotides. NCBI's taxonomy places the organism in Eukaryota, Ciliophora, Oligohymenophorea, Peniculida, Parameciidae. The record is from the annotation of a GenBank genome assembly.